CACAUUUAGAGUUCUUUUUUCCGCUGAUGUUAAAUUAAUGAGCUCUUGAAAAGUUAUAUUUUGCAAUGCAUCAUGCCAGCGUUUCGCUUAAUGCACCAUUCCGUAGACGAAUUAAGUUUUUUGUUUCUUUCAUUCCUUUACAAAUGAAUUAUUACCGGCAUCUGGAUUACACAGCCAAAUAUUCAUUUUUUAUGUUAAUAUCAGCGGAGCAUUGUAUCAUUUUCAAUUGAAAACAGCACCUGGUUACAUAAACACUUUAUUCACUAUAUCUGAUUUCAACGGGAAACUUAUUCAAAGUACACGAAAGUUGGAUAAUGAUUUUAUAAAGGAAUUAUCUGUGUUGUAAUGAGAACAAAAUGCGGAAAUUCAAAAGGAUUUUCAUUUAUAUUUCUGCUAUACUUACCGGUACAUUACUGCUGGUAUUAAUCCUAGAUGCGAAUUUGUUUCGAGGUCUCUUCUCAAAGAUACAAAUUUACAACAUUUCCAACACAGAGAGAUCUGACAAAUCGUCUUGCCUUCGUACAAAAACUGACGUCCCUUUCAUCAUUUGCAUAUUUCAUACGUCACAAGAUAUUUUCAUAUCAAAGUCAUUACUUUCAAGUGGAAUAUGGGAACCAAAAAUGACAAAACUAUUCCAAGCUGUCCUACAGCGAAACAGGAAUAUGACUGUAAUAGACAUUGGUGCUAACAUUGGUUACUUUAGUUUACUAUCUGCCGCGUUUGGACAUCACGUGCUAUCAAUCGAACCUGUUGAAGAAAAUUUAUUAAAAUUCGCAAACGCUGUUAAUUUAAACAAUUUUCAUGGGAAAAUAACUGUUCUAAGAAACGUUGUUUCCAACACACGUGGACAUUUGCGUCUGAUCUUACCAAGUGGCAACAACCAAGGUGCUGCAAGAAUUUUGACAGAAAAAGAAUAUAAAUUGAAUACAAAUGCAAUUUCAAUAUCCAGCAUAGUGUUAGACGAUUUGACUCAAUUCAUUCAUACUAGAGACGUCAUGAUAAAAAUUGACGUGGAGGGACACGAAUGCAGAGCCAUAGAAAACUCGGACGUCAUAUUUGACACAUUCCGCGUUAAGUAUGUUAUGACAGAAUGGAGUAAAAUGACGUCAGAGAAAUAUCGUUAUGGUGUCGCAUGCGGGCCAAAUAAUAUAAAAAAGAUGGCCGAAAAGUUGACUCAACGUGGUUUCAUUCCUUAUGAUGUGUCAAAUAACCAACAAUUGGACCCGAUAGACAGUAUGAAUUGGAGAUAUAAUGACAUUUAUUGGAAGCAUGAAACUCUUGUUAGCUAAGAAACAACGUUAAAUGUAGCUAGUACGGAAAUAGCGUCAUCGUUCUAGGUACAUUCUGGUUGCUCCUUGUAAAAUGUGCCAUUUUCUGUACCGCAGACGUUAAAAUAUAUCAUGUGCAAGCCACAUGUUCAAGGUUGCAAAGUUAUAAACAUGCUUAUGUAGAUAGACGUGAAAUUGUUUGCACACAAUGUCUUUUAACAAUGAUCUCUGUUAAAAAGCUUUUAAAAUUUUGAAACGUGAAAUAAGAUCUUGGUCGUAAUCUAAUGACUUGCUUUACAAAAAUGCAUCAUGAAUAAUACAUCAUCAGUUUAAAUGGAUAAUUGAUUUGUAUAUUCCUUCACGAAACUUUUUUUCCACAUGGUUGUAUCAAUAUCUUUGAGUCGUUUUCAGCUAAACCAUAACGAAAUAUAGAAGAUAUGAGACCGUA
Ruditapes philippinarum (Manila clam) is the source of this 1716-nucleotide messenger RNA. RefSeq lists its product as uncharacterized. NCBI's taxonomy places the organism in Eukaryota, Metazoa, Mollusca, Bivalvia, Venerida, Veneridae. The record is from RefSeq and is a predicted model, not a curated record. Bases 357 to 1289 code for a protein of 310 amino acids. The transcript is spliced from 3 exons.